Thunnus maccoyii (southern bluefin tuna) is the source of this 1672-nucleotide messenger RNA. Its product is annotated as monocyte chemotactic protein 1B-like. Gene Ontology annotation, cellular component: extracellular region. Bases 659 to 958 code for a protein of 99 amino acids. Gene Ontology annotation, biological process: lymphocyte chemotaxis; inflammatory response; immune response. Gene Ontology annotation, molecular function: chemokine activity; CCR chemokine receptor binding. The record is from RefSeq and is a predicted model, not a curated record. The transcript is spliced from 3 exons. Lineage: Eukaryota; Metazoa; Chordata; Actinopteri; Scombriformes; Scombridae.
UAGCCACGACCCAACAAUAUUAAUUACAUUAGAUUCAUAUACCUGCUCUAUUUCAUCUGUCUGUGGUUACACAUCAUUGCAUACUGACUGUAAAGCAAUUACUCAUCAUUUAACUUUGCAUAUGUGGUUUUCGUAACUUUUCUGUCCGUUUAGCAGGUUUAUUCAUGCAGUUCAUAACUGAAAUUUAUGGUCAACCAUAAUGCUGCUGCUUUCAAACAUCUAGAGUGUAAAAAGUCCAUGAUGUCAGAAAAUCACCAGUAGUUGUGACAUACUGUAGGAAGUGAGAGAGACAACUGAAAAUAUGUACACAUUUAGUUUCAGUCACAAUCACACUAGCAAUAGGCCCACACAAAAAAAACUAUCACUUCCACUUUCUAUUAAAAUUAAUCGCACGGUUUAUCAGUGGAUGUUUAAGGAAGUGAUGGACACACACACAGUAAAAACCCACACAUGAGAAACUUCCACUGGUAAGCACCAACACGUCAGUAAAUUUCCGAAGGCUGAUCCAGGGGUCUUCCCUUGGCUUCUCUGCUCCUGUAUAUAAGGUUGAUGUAGAUGGAGUACAAGUCCACACAGCAGAGAGAACAGGCUGAUACAGCUCAACUGAGACUAUAACUUACUGCUACGCUGUAAAGGGAAUAAACACACAUACUUCAGGAUGGCUGCUCCUCGUCUCGCUCUGUCUGUGUUUGUGCUGAUGCUGGCAGCCGUCACUCUCAGUGAAGGUUUGCGCGGUUCUGGUCCAAAGAAAUGCUGCUUUCGUUUCAAUGAGAAACCAGUGCCUAAAGGCCGAGUGGUCAGCUACACCAGGACCAGCCAGCAGUGCUCCAUCCCUGCUGUGUUGCUGAAGACAGAGGCAGGUCGUCAGCUGUGUGUCAGACCAUCAGCUCCUUGGGUGAAGGAGCUCAUCAGCCACCUGGAUGCCAAACUUGUCCCAGGGGAGACAUCCAACCUGUAACCGUGGCAACACCACUAUCAGAGCCUCCAGUGAACAAAAUCUGGCAGGUUAAUGUGGAAUAAUACUGCAGCUUUUCAAACUAUAACUUUUCAAGUAAGAGGUGUUAAAUGCAAAUAUGUUACUAUCCCCACUGUAACAUCUGCAGGUGGAUAAUCAUAAGCUAAACAGCAGCUCUCUGUCUAUCUAUGUGCAAAAUAUAUACAAAAUAUUCUUAUAUCUUGUAACAUGCUCUGAUAAGAUUUGCUGAGAUAAGUUGUAUUUAUAUACAUACAAUGUUGUUAAGAUGCCAUUUUUAUAACUGUGACAUUUCCAUCAUAUUUUCUACAUUUUAUUAGGUAGAGAAAUGUAGUGUAUUUUAUUAUACAAAAAGUAUGUUUUUCUUAUGGUAUUAAUACAACACUCAAAGUCAGACCGUCAACACUGUGAGCUACUGUUGUAAUUUGAAUUGACUUACAGAAACUACAUUUGCUGUAGAAGAACAAAGCCUCCCAACUCCACUUGGUUUCAUCAGUAGAGUAUAAGCUAUUGGCUACACCACUAUUUCUAGACUGAACCACUGACAGUUCUGUGUCUUGUUUUUUAUACAUAUGAUGUUUGUAUUUACAGUCAUGUUUUAAACUCAGUUACCUGUAAGGAUAUGUAACCAAUUUGACAGUUAUUUAUUUCUCUAUGCUUAUGCUACUAAUCAUUGAAUUAAAGCAAGACAACAUGUCA